Molecule: messenger RNA, 615 nt
Organism: Micromonas commoda
Lineage: Eukaryota; Viridiplantae; Chlorophyta; Mamiellophyceae; Mamiellales; Mamiellaceae
Exons: 1
Source: RefSeq, a predicted model, not a curated record
AUCGCGCGGAGCGACCUCGUGCGGGGGAAGUACGAGGGCGGCUUCAAGCUCUGGGAGUGCUCGCUCGACCUCGCCAGGCAUCUCUUAAAGCGCGCGAACGCGCCCGACGGCCCGAGGCUCCACGGCGCGGACGUCCUGGAGCUCGGAUGCGGACACGGCGUGCCGGGCAUCGUCGCCGCCAUCAUGGGCGCGCGGCGGGUGACGCUGUGCGAUUACAAUCCCGAGGUGAUCCGCGCGCUGGCCAUUCCCAACGUCCGCGCAAACUUCGUCGACGACGAAAAAGAAGUGCGGGAUCGGUUCGCGUACGUGGGCGGCGACUGGGGGGACCUGGACGCGUUCGUGCCCGCCCAGAGCGCGGACGUGGUGCUCGCGGCGGAGACCAUCUACUCCACGGCGUCCUACGCGAGGCACGUGCGCUUGCUUCGAAGGGCGAUGCGGAAACCGGACGGCGUCGCGUUGGUCGCCGCGAAGAGGUAUUACUUCGGCGUGGGCGGCGGGACGGACGCGUUCGGGGCGGCGAUAACGAACGCGCACCCGGACAUGGAGGUGGAGACGGUGGAGACGUUCUCGGACGGCGCGAGUAACGUGCGGGAGAUACUCAGGGUGCGGUUCAGG